CCGUAUGUAAUAAACACACAGCCGAUAAGUACAGCAUAAAGGAAGAAUCGAAUAGGAAGAAUGAAUGAAUCAAAACAUAAACAAACCCAAUUUUACCGGACCUCGACGAUCGUACACAAUAUGUAGUAGUGCGCAAACCUCGGCACAAACUGGAAUAGGUGUGCAUGAUUUUUAGUAAUUCUUAAAGCCAGAAUGUGAAGUGACAUUAACAUACAUUGUCGUCGUCACCGAUUGGAAAGCGUGAAAAUUUGAAUUAUAAAAAUUGGUUUCAUCAUGCAAAUGUUGCGUUUAGGUUUCGUUGCAUUACUAGCACUCGUACUAAGUGAAGUAGUAGCCGAAAUUUUGUUCCAGAAACCAAAAGUUUUAAUUGUCACCCUGAUACGAAACAAGGAACAUACAUUGCCGUACUUUUUUUCUUAUCUCGAAAGUUUGGACUAUCCGAAAGAUCGCAUCUCUCUAUGGCUUCGUUCCGAUCACAACGUCGACAGAAGCAUUGAUAUUACUAAAGCUUGGCUGAAGAGAGUUUCUCGACACUAUCAUAGCGUUGACUUUGGAUAUCGUAGCGACGUGGAAAAGCGUUCCGACGAAAGUUGUAGCUCGCAUUGGUCUGAACAGCGAUUCGCGGACGUGAUUCGGCUUAAGGAGGAAGGCCUUGCGAAAGGAAGAAAAAUCUGGGCGGAUUAUGUUUGGUUUCUAGAUGCAGAUGCCUUUAUCACUGAGCCGCAAACUCUAUCAAACCUGGUCAGCUUAAGUUUGCCGAUUGUCGCACCGAUGCUACUGUCCGAUGGCUUAUAUUCUAACUUUUGGUGUGGAAUGACUGCCGAUUACUACUAUCAGCGAACUGAUGAGUACAAGGAAAUUCUAAACUACGACAAAACCGGUCAAUUUUCCGUUCCAAUGGUGCAUAGUGCAGUGAUGGUGAAUAUCAACGUGCUUCAGUCGCUGAAUCUGACAUUUGAUCCAAAUCGACUACCUCCGGGACGGUAUGAUGGACCACUAGAUGAUAUCAUCGUUUUUGCUAUUUCGGCCAAGUACAGCGGAAUUACGAUGUAUAUUUCAAAUGCAAAAGUUUAUGGCUACCUGCUAGUGCCUUUGGAACAAGGAGAAAUAAUUGAAAAAGAUUUGGAGCAGCUGACUAACAUCAAAUUGUUCAUUAUUAAUGAAUAUGGAGCGCUGAAUCUCAAGGAAGAUAUGAAACAUUUUGUAACUAGUAUCCCUAAAGAUAAGCUAGAUUUGGCACACAUUUACAUGAUUAAUUUGGAAAGAAGAUCUGAACGACGCAAGAAAAUGAUAAACAACUUUGAUCAACUUGGUUUAGAGAUAGAAUAUUUCCCAGCUGUCGAUGGAAAGAAACUGAAUGACGACGACCUUCGCGAGAUUGGUGUAAAAUUUCUACCAGGAUACGCGGAUCCAUAUCAUCAAAGACCAAUGACUAUGGGUGAAAUCGGAUGUUUUCUUAGUCACUAUUACAUCUGGGAAAAAAUAGUAGAGCUCAAACAAAAUGAAGUAUUGAUCCUGGAAGACGACAUUCGAUUCGAGCCAUACUUUAGGAGGCGUGUAUAUAAUCUUUUAGCUGAAGCUCGACGCAUCGGUGGAUGGGAUCUGAUUUAUUUUGGUCGUAAACGAUUGCAGGAAGAGGAUGAAAAAUGGGUGGACGGGUCGAGUACUAUGGUAAAGGCAGGGUACUCUUAUUGGACUUUGGGUUAUUUAAUUUCACUGCAAGGAGCAAAAAAACUUCUUGAGGAAAGACCCCUUGAAAAAUUGCUACCUGUAGACGAGUACCUUCCUAUAAUGUUUGACAAUCAUCCGAAUGAUUCGUGGGUUAGUAAUUUCCAGAAUAGGAACUUAGUCGCAUGGAGUGCGGCACCAUUGCUGCUAUACCCAACUCAUUACACUGGGGAUGAUGGGUACAUUUCUGAUACGGAAGACUCGGUCAGGAUCGACAAUGUUCUAAAGGUUAACAAUGAUACAACCGAUAGCUCCAUUGAGAAGAAAGGGGAUAAAGAACAGCUAAAUAGUAAUAUGUUUUUCGAUUCCUCCGUGACUAAGGACGAAGCGGAACUGAGUGUCAAAAAUAGGAGAAAUGAACUAUAGCACAACAUAAAGAAGAACUUGACACUGUUCCAAAACAGGUUUACUGUCACAUCCCACAAACGGUAAGUGCAAAUGAACAAAACUAUUUGAUUUUAACGAUUUUUGAGAUCAAUGGAACUAUGACCAAAAAUGAUGUGCCUUAUGCUUAUAAUGACUUAGAUUAUUAUAAUGCAAGUUUUAUAGCUUAAUACCAAAUUAAAAUAAAACAGCUACA
This is a messenger RNA of Topomyia yanbarensis, 2308 nucleotides long. Its product is annotated as glycosyltransferase 25 family member. The transcript is spliced from 5 exons. The record is from RefSeq and is a predicted model, not a curated record. Bases 274 to 2094 code for a protein of 606 amino acids. Lineage: Eukaryota; Metazoa; Arthropoda; Insecta; Diptera; Culicidae. Gene Ontology annotation, molecular function: procollagen galactosyltransferase activity.